AUGGCGUUAGCACAUAUCUUUAGUGCCUCAUACGGAAUACCGUCUACACCAGGGGACUUGCGGUCUGACGCGUCUUGCAGCAAUCUCGCGACUUCUUCCUCCGUCACCUGCUGGUCGGAAUGGUAUUGUUUUCAGGUAGGGACGAGGAGUGGUAACGGGAAGUCGCGUCCAUUCGUCGACGUGUUGCUAUUGUUGAGAGUAGCCUGUGUACAUGUAAGCAUGUGA
Messenger RNA from Bipolaris zeicola 26-R-13, 225 nucleotides. RefSeq lists its product as uncharacterized. Lineage: Eukaryota; Fungi; Ascomycota; Dothideomycetes; Pleosporales; Pleosporaceae. Bases 1 to 225 code for a protein of 74 amino acids. The record is from RefSeq and is a predicted model, not a curated record. The transcript has a single exon.